UGAAGAUGAAGCUGUGAAUUUAGGGCAAGAGAUAAAAACCUUUCAGAAAACCAAAUCAAUGAUACAAUUGAACAAAUCUGAGAAUAACCCGUCAAAAUUAAGCGAAAUGGCAACCAACGCCAAUGAGAAAGAAGCAAACUUGGUGGAAUCUAGGAGGGUGAUAAAAACGAAUCUUUGGCAAGAGAAGCUGCUGCUGCUGUUUCCAUUUUUUCUGAGGUUUGCAGUGCAAUUGGUGGUCGUCCCUUAAAAAUCGAAGGGCUAUUGCCCCCUAAUACUUCAAACUCUAUAAAACCUGCAUAUCCCUCCCUCAAUCAACCCCCACUUUGCUUUACUUGUUGUUACAAACGGAAACCCUUCUCAACUAUCACAACCCUUUUUCUUCUGCUUCUUCUUCUUCCAACAGAAAUCUCUAGUCUAAUUCACAAUACACUUACAGAAGAAGAAUUCUUAAUCAAAUUCAUCCAUUCAUUCAUUCAGACCUACUUUUAAUGUUGAACUAGACAGACACUGUAAUUCAUUCUUGGUUUCGUGUGCAUACUGACCCUUGUGAGUUCUUGGUUUUGAUCUUUCUGUUUUGAUUCUUCUGAAAUCCUUCUCUCAAAUUUCUGUUAAAGACUGUAGAGAAUUAUGGCAAGCAUUCGGAAAAUGUGCUUCAAUGAUCUUCUUGCUAUGAACCAUAUACUGAUGGCAAACAAUCGUCAGAUAGCUACAACUUUGCGAGACAGUACUUAUGGAUCUUUAUUGGAUGAGAUACUGCGUAACCCUGAUUACGCUCUUGUUGCUGUAUCCCCUAGCAAUCAAAUUUUGGGUUUAAUUACUGCAGGUAUUCAUGGAGGAGGUAGAGAAACGAUUUGCUACAUAACUGGGAUAUUUAACGAAGAUUUGGGAUUGCCUGAAAUUGGUGAUAUGCUUAUCCAGACAAUAGUGGAAAAGGCUGACAAGAUUGAUGACGUAUAUUUUGUGGAAGUAGAUGUCCCAUUAAACAACAAAAGAUGCCUCAAUUUUUUUGGAAAACAUGGGUUUACUUGGGAUGGCAAACAGUCUAAAGGAAGUAGCAGAAGACUCAGGAAAGACUUGAACAAAAUUUUCGUUAAUACCUGGUCCGAACCUACAACAAUCUACUAGCGGGUCAUCCAAAUGAUAUUUUUAGCAAUGAUACACAUACACGUUUAAAUAGUGACCGCGGUAUACCAAAAAUACAGUAUAAAUAGUUUGCCAAGGUGAAAGCUAGGUCUUACAUUGUAUGGAUUCAUCCUGUACUUCAGUUAUAGAGUUGUUGCAGAAGAUGGGGUGAUAAGCAGUCUGGUGCCGUAUCUGGAUGAACUGUUGGUUUUACUGUCUUCAUCUUGUGCUGCUGGUGGUUAGACUUUUUUGAGGUGAAUUUAGAUAUUGCGGUGGCAUUCGGGCCGCCUAAUAAGUCUUGGUUGUUACAGUGUGCAUUUUUCUGUAAACACUCAAUGUAUCAGUAUGUUUCUUUUGUUCUGCAACAUGUCGCAUACCUAUUCUUCUAAGUAAUUUUGUUGUUCAACCAUUUUUGUUUUCAA
Molecule: messenger RNA, 1544 nt
Organism: Papaver somniferum (opium poppy)
Lineage: Eukaryota; Viridiplantae; Streptophyta; Magnoliopsida; Ranunculales; Papaveraceae
Exons: 7
Coding region: 628-1125 (165 amino acids)
Source: RefSeq, a predicted model, not a curated record